GCACAGCUUAUCUGAAUAGGGAAAACUGCUAUCUGCUCUCUCUCUCUCUCUCUCUCUCUCACACUCUGAAUUUAAAAGAAUUUGCAGACUCAAUUGUUUUAUCAUGUGGGUUUCUGGGGUUUUAAAGUUUCGCGGGAUAAAAUGACUUCAAAAUACAAAGAAAGCAAAGUUUACAUGGAGGUUGUAAGAAAAAUAUGUCAUCAGAUACUGCAAAUGAAGAUACAUCUGUAGUUGAUUCCUCAGUGACUGAAUGGAAAAAUGAAAGAGGGAAAUUGGAUGAACCAGAUAGUCCAAGCUACAGAGCAAAUGAGGAUACCGGUCGUUCUAGAGCAGAGGAGCACACAAAUUCAUGUCCGCAGAUUGGAAUUCCAAGUGCAAUUGGAAAGGGUAAAUUCUAUGACAUAAGAUAUUUCGUAAUCAAGAGUUUGAACCAUGAAAAUAUCCAAUUAUCAGUAAACAACGGGAUUUGGGCUACUCAAGUCAUGAAUGAGCCCAUUCUGGAUGAAGCAUUUCAUAAUUCCAGCAAGGUGAUACUAAUAUUCAGUGUCAACGCGAGUGGUUACUUUCAAGGAUAUGCCGAAAUGGUUUCUUCUGUUGGUUGGAGAAGAGACCAAGUUUGGAGUCAAGGAAAUGGUGGACGUAAUCCUUGGGGUCGAAGCUUCAAAGUGAAAUGGCUGCGAUUAUAUGAUUUGCCUUUCCAAAGAACUCUUCACCUUAAUAAUCCAUGGAAUCAGUACAAACCAGUCAAAAUUAGUAGAGAUUGUCAGGAGUUACCUCCAGAUAUUGGUGAAGCUUUAUGUGAGCUCCUUGAUGGACACGAUGCUUUGGAUGUUAAUUUGAAAAUGGAUAAAUUCGCAAGGAAUGAUCUCUCUUCAAUGCAUCUUGGAGAUGAAAACUCUAAUGCAUCUCUGAUGCCUAAUGGGUCCAUGUUUUAUCCCUCUGUAUUCUACCAACAUCAAGUUGAUGCUAGUAGACUCCAUGGAGCACCUCAGAGAAUAAAUGGUGUUUUUUCUGCUGAGGAGUCAGCCAUUGCAUCAGGGGAAUCAAAGUCAAAACCGUCAAGGCAUUCACAGAGAAAUGGAAGCCACUAUAAUCUUCAUGUAGACCCUGAUGUGGGUCCUCAAAACAACAUGUGGGGCUUGUCCGCGGAAUGGAGCCCUCUUGCCAGUAAUUUGACUGAAGAUGACAUUCUUGAAAUGACAUAUGAGGAGUAUCUUGAAGCUCAUAGCAGAGGCAGCAAAAGACCGCACCACCCUGUUUCAGGACCAUCACGGAGUACACAAAGGUCAUUAGUCAAUGAAGAACAUUGUGAUGAUUCUCAGGUUGCAGUUCGAAGAAAAGGAGAAGUCACUAAAUCUCCCAAUCAGUUGCAUUGAUUUUUCUUGGCGAGCAGGCUGAUAUGGUUGAUAUUUGUAUUGUUGCAUUUGUCACGAAGUGGUGGCUCUUGCGGAAUUGUUCCUUUAUUUUUGUAAAACUUUAAACUUAGGAGCACAUAUUGCUAUCAUGUUCUAGUAUAUCUGUACUGUAUUAUAUGGUCCUCUUGUCACCCUUCUUCUCCCUUCCUGUUUUUGAAUUGAAAACUUUAUACUGUCAAUGCGAACUUGUACAGGAAAUUAGCAGUCUUUGUACUCAUAUGUUCAUUCUUGAUUUUUAUUUUAGCCUUGAUAAAGGCAAACCCUGUAUAGAAUUGGAUAUUAUCUUCUUCUGAAUUUUUCUUGAUUAUUGUGAUGGAGAGAGGAAUUAUACUCUCUUUUUGGCCUCUACGAGGAACAUACACAA
This is a messenger RNA of Lycium barbarum (goji berry), 1779 nucleotides long. RefSeq lists its product as uncharacterized. Gene Ontology annotation, biological process: mRNA splicing, via spliceosome; regulation of mRNA splicing, via spliceosome. The transcript has 11 exons. NCBI's taxonomy places the organism in Eukaryota, Viridiplantae, Streptophyta, Magnoliopsida, Solanales, Solanaceae. The record is from RefSeq and is a predicted model, not a curated record. Gene Ontology annotation, molecular function: mRNA binding; N6-methyladenosine-containing RNA reader activity. Gene Ontology annotation, cellular component: nucleoplasm. The coding region runs from base 195 to 1376 and encodes 393 amino acids.